Molecule: messenger RNA, 1008 nt
Organism: Nipponia nippon (crested ibis)
Lineage: Eukaryota; Metazoa; Chordata; Aves; Pelecaniformes; Threskiornithidae
Source: RefSeq, a predicted model, not a curated record
AUGGCUUCAACUGAACAAUUUACUCAAACUGAGAAAAGAGAGUUUAAAAUGGAGCUUUCCUCACAGGAAACUUCAUGUGCUUCUGCUCAGGCCAAGGGAGUCGAUUUGCCAGGCUCGACUCCUCUCCGUCCAGCACGUGGCAAAAGAGCAGCUAAUGACGCUGCUUUUGGACCUCCAAGAGAAGAAAGGGCUUUACAAACUUCGGCUAAGCGACCCCAGUCAAAAAGAGAGCGUCUGAGCUCAUCUGAGGAGAGCUCUAGCGAUACCUGGACACGUCUCAGCUUUCUGAAGAAGCUCUGGGACAUUGUUGAAAGCCAUCAGUUCGAGUCCAUUUGGUGGGGGGACAACGGAAAGUGUGUCGUGAUUCAUGAAGAACUGUUCAAAGACGAAGUGCUAGCAAGGAGAGGAUAUCUGAGGAUUUUUGAAAGUGAGACCAUGAGAAGCUUCACUCAUCGCCUCCAUUUGUAUGGGUUCGCCAGAAAGCUGUGCGAUUUUCCAAAAUCGGGCUCGCACGAUGACCUGCUAGCGGAAGAAACAGCUGGGGAGUUUCACUUCUACUACAACCCAAAUUUUAGAAGACAUUGUCUGCACCUGCUAGUGAAGUGUAAGCGAAGCUCUAGUCCAAAAAAUCAAACACCAGCAGGUUUUUCACCGGACACGGAUCUGCAUGCACGCCGCCGGAAAAGAAAACCAGAUGCUGAGCUUGCGUGGGAACCCGCUGCCGAGGAGGAGGAGAGCGCUCCCUUCACAGCAGCUCCAAGGGAGAACACGCACGCCUCUGCACCCAGCAAGACCGCACCUGCCAAGCGACCCGCCAAGCACAGCAGCCCCGGCCCGGCUGCCAGCCAGGGCGCUGCCUGCGCUGCUGCUUCACCACGUACUGCCCUCUCUAUGCCAGGGCCACCUGGGGGCCACGCCCCCCCCUACCGCCACUGCCCGGGUGGCACCUGGGCUCCAAACAAGGGAGCUGCAGGCAACGGCCUUGGACCCCAGCCCGGGCCACGCUAG